AUGACCGAACAGUUCAAAGAGCGGUCACGUAAGAUCACCGGCGAGAAGAAUGAGGCCUUUAGUGCGCGGAACGAGGCUGUCGCAGAGAAGGACGCUGCGAUUGCUGAGCGUGAACAACUGCAGCAGCAACUCACCUCUAUAAACACCGAACUCGAGUCAACAAGACAGAACUUGCAGGCGACGACGCAGCAGCGGACAGAGUUUGAACAACAAGUCAAGAAUUUCCAGCAACAGGUACAGAAAUUACAGCAAGAUGCUCAAGCCAACCAAUCUGGCGCACCACCCCCUGUCGCUCAACCCGCCGCAGACGCGUCGACAUCAGUGUCUUCAGAAGUAGUCGCUCAGCUAGAGCAGCAACUUGCCGAGAUGCGAAGCCAGCUGGAAGCCAUCUCAGCCCAGAAAGCGACCGCCGAGCAAGAGCUCGACGGCCUACGGACGCAGCUGCAGACGGUCGUCUCCGAGAGAGAUCAGGCUGUCGAGGCCGCACAGCAGGCUGCUCAGGCACAGCCGCAGCCCGCCGCUGAGCCGAUAAGCACGAACGCGGCGGAGACAGGUGCCACGAACGGCGCGAGUGGUUUGUCCGAUAUUGAGCGCAAGGCUUUGGAAGAGAAGAUUGCUGCCGCCGAGGCCAAGGCUACAGAAGCUGACCGCAAGGCGAAUGAGCUCGAGGAGAACAUCACCCAGACCAUCAAGGAGCGGUCGGAUAAGAUGCGCAACGCACUCAACGAGAAGCUACGCCAGUCUCGCGAGAAGUUGGAAGCCGAAUUCACCACCAGGAUAGAGCAAGAAAAGGUGAUCUGGAGGGCCGAGCAGCAAGGUGCCGCCCCUACUAAGCCUGCAGGGGAACAACCGGCUGUACCUGCUACGCCCAUCAAGCAGCAAGACCCGGAUGCAGUCCCGGCAACGCCAAUGACCGGCACACCCGCCGGCGCCGCGGACUUAUCCCAGCUCCCCGAUGCCGAGAUUCGGAAGUUCCUUUCCACUAAUGCUACUGUGCGAAACAUCAUGUCGGGAAAUCUUAGAAAGAAACUCGAGGAACAGACUGCCAAGGUUAAGAACGAGACAGAGACGAGUUUGAGAGCCGAGUUCGAGCAGAGAAUCGCAAACGCUCGCGAAGAAGGUCAGCUGCUGGCACAGAAGAAGUCUGCGUUGCAAAUCAACAUGAAGGACAACCAGCUCAGAGGUGCCAACGCCAAGAUCGAAGUCGUGUCCACGGCAGCGACCAAGACACCUCAGCGACCCGUCGGGGAAGUCUGGGAGGAAGCUAAAGUUGCCAAAGCAGCUCCCGCCGCGCCGCAGCAAAGCCCGGCGAAGCCCGCUGGCAACACACAACCCACGGCACCCCGUCCUUCGAUCUCGGCGCCCUCAGCUGCCGCGCCGGCCCAAGCUGCUGCUUCGACAACUGCCCCCGCAGCCUCAACCAAACAAGCACAGCCAUCUGGCGGCUCUGCUCCUAGCGAGAUCCCUCCGCCGGGCAGCAGCAUCCCUCAGAAGAGACAAAUACCUGCUCCCGGAGAUACGAAAUCAGCAGCCAACACUGCUGCAGCGAACCCGUUCGCGGCCGGUGCUGCUAACGGCGCUCCGGCCCAGGCCAAUCCUUUCUCACAAAGUACACAAGGACAGCAACAGCAACCACCGCAGCAGCAACAGAACCCCUUUGCUUCAAGCACACAAGGGGCACCGGUGGGCCAGGCCGCGCAAGGUCAUGGGCUACCGCAACCGCCUGCGCAGGCUGCCCCAGGCCAACGUAGUGGCAUUCCCCUCCCAGGACGAGGCGGUGCAGCUGGACGAGGUCGAGGUGGUGCUUACGCUGCCGGAAAUAGGGUGUCGAGCGGAGGUGCAGAGAGAGGUGGUCUGGCAGGACGUGGUGGGCGUGGUGGUGGCCGAGGAGGACACAAUGCCGGCCCGUUGAACCCUGGUGCCAACGAUUUCCAGCCUGGUAACAAACGGCCUAGAGGAGAUUCCGAGGCUGGCGGGAACGCUGGCGCAAAGCGAGCCAGAGGAGGUGGACACUAA
Colletotrichum phormii is the source of this 2016-nucleotide messenger RNA. RefSeq lists its product as uncharacterized. Gene Ontology annotation, biological process: mRNA export from nucleus. Gene Ontology annotation, molecular function: structural constituent of nuclear pore. The coding region runs from base 1 to 2016 and encodes 671 amino acids. Gene Ontology annotation, cellular component: nuclear pore. The record is from RefSeq and is a predicted model, not a curated record. The transcript is spliced from 2 exons. NCBI's taxonomy places the organism in Eukaryota, Fungi, Ascomycota, Sordariomycetes, Glomerellales, Glomerellaceae.